Messenger RNA from Penicillium arizonense, 1152 nucleotides. RefSeq lists its product as uncharacterized. Bases 1 to 1152 code for a protein of 383 amino acids. Gene Ontology annotation, biological process: D-galactonate catabolic process; amino acid catabolic process. The transcript is spliced from 3 exons. Lineage: Eukaryota; Fungi; Ascomycota; Eurotiomycetes; Eurotiales; Aspergillaceae. Gene Ontology annotation, molecular function: galactonate dehydratase activity. The record is from RefSeq and is a predicted model, not a curated record.
AUGGUCAAGAUCAAGUCAAUCGAGUACUUCCGGGUGAAGCCCCGCUGGUUGUUUGUCAAAGUGACCGACGAAGAGGGUCAGUUUGGAUGGGGAGAGGGCACUCUGGAAGGACAUUCACUCGCUGUCGAGGGUGCUUUGGAUGAGAUUAUCCCGCGCAUUGUGGGAUAUGAGGCCGAUGACAUUGAGCACAUCUGGCAGACGGUGUGGCGACUAGGAUUCUACCGGGGUGGACCUGUCUUCAUGUCUGCCCUGUCUGGUAUUGACAUCGCACUGUGGGAUCUGAAGGGCAAGAGGUUGGGUGUGCCGGUGCAUCAGCUGCUGGGUGGCAAGGUGCGCCAGAAGGUACAGGUAUACGCCUGGAUUGGAGGUGACCGACCGAGUGAGGUCGAGGCCGCAGCGAAAGCACGAAUCGCCCAGGGCCUCAAGUGUAUCAAAAUGAACGCCACCGAAGAUGUCAACUGGCUUGACUCCCCAGCGGUCUUGCAGUCCUGCGUGGAACGACUGAAGCAAGUGAAGGCUCUGGGACUUGAUGCAGGCCUGGACUUCCAUGGUCGUCUGCACCGGCCAAUGGCUAAGCAGCUGGCGAAGGCACUGGAGCCUUACCAGCCGCUGUUCAUUGAGGAGCCUCUGCUAUGCGAGCAUCCCGAGGCAAUCAAACAGCUCUCACAGCACACCACAAUCCCCAUUGCCUUUGGUGAACGCCUAUACACUCGCUGGGAUAUCAAGCGGUUUUUGGAGGACUCAUCGGUGGAUGUUCUGCAACCCGACAUUGCCCACGCUGGAGGCAUUUCAGAAACAAUGCGGAUCGCAAACAUGGCCGAGACCUACGAUGUGGCUAUCGCGCCCCAUUGUCCUCUCGGGCCCAUUGCUCUGGCCGCCUCGCUUCAGGUCGCGGUUUCGAUCCCUAACUUUGUUAUCCAAGAGAUGUCGCUAGGGAUGCACUACAACGUAGAAGCAGGGGACAUUGACCUGAACAGCUACUUGGUGGAUAAGACAGUCUUCGAUAUCAAGGAGGGCCAUGUGGCUGCACCUUGUAAGCCAGGUCUGGGUAUUGACAUUGACGAGGACCUCGUGCGGAAGAUCAGCCAGGAGACAAUGCCGUGGCAGCCCAAGGAGUUCUAUGGACCAGACGGCUCCAUUCGGGAGUGGUAA